CCUGGGCACCUACCGGUAUUGCCAGCGCGGCGGUGGCGGAUCGCUUGGUUCCAGUUUGUAGGUCCUGUGAGGGCGAGCUGAGGCGGAGAAAGGGCGUGGAACUGGAACCGGGUGAGUCAGGCACUGUCUACGCGAUAAAGGGAGGCGGCACCGCGGAGCAGGGCUGACUUAAAUCAGCGCGGCAGUCUUUUCAGGGACGUAGUGGUCUCGGCGUCAGCGAAAAGAGCGAGGAGGCGCCAGAGCCCGGUUCUCGUCCUUCGCUCCCCGCCGCCCGCUCCACCAUGCAGUCCCGGGAAGAAGCUCCGCGCUCUCGCCGCCUCGCCAGUCCCCGCGGCGGGAGGCGUCCCAAGAGGAUUUCCAAGCCCUCGGUUUCGGCUUUUUUCACGGGCCCGGAGGAGCUGAAGGACAUGGGCCAUUCUGCAGCCCUGCUGGCCCAGCUCAAGUCCUUUUACGACGCGCGGCUGCUCUGCGAUGUGACCAUCGAGGUGGUCACCCCCGGCAGCGGGCCCGGCACGGGCCGCCUUUUUUCCUGCAACCGUAACGUGCUGGCGGCUGCGUGUCCCUACUUCAAGAGCAUGUUCACUGGCGGCAUGUACGAGAGCCAUCAGACGAACGUGACCAUGCACGACGUGGACGCCGAGUCCUUCGAGGUGCUGGUUGAUUACUGCUACACCGGUCGCGUGUCAUUAAGUGAGGCCAACGUGCAGCGCCUUUACGCGGCCUCCGACAUGCUGCAGCUGGAGUACGUGCGGGAAGCCUGUGCCUCCUUCCUAGCCCGCCGCCUUGAUCUAGCCAACUGCACGGCCAUCCUCAAGUUCGCUGACGCCUUCGACCAUCACAAGCUGCGAUCACAGGCCCAGUCGUUUAUAGCCCACAACUUCAAGCAGCUCAGCCGUAUGGGUUCGAUUCGGGAAGAGUCCCUGGCAGAUCUGACCCUGGCCCAGCUGCUAGCUGUCCUGCGCCUGGACAGUCUAGACAUCGAGAGUGAGCGGACCGUGUGUCACGUGGCGGUGCAGUGGUUGGAGGCGGCUCCCAAGGAGCGGGGUCCCAGCGCUGCAGAAGUCUUCAAGUGUGUGCGCUGGACCCACUUUUCUGAUGAAGAUCGGGGCUACCUGGAAGAGCUGCUGACCAAGCCCAUUGUGAAGAAGUACUGUCUGGACCUUGUUGAAGGGGCCCGGCAGAUGCGAUACGGUGACACGUUGUGCAAGGCUCUGGUGCCCAAGCCGGAGAGCAGCGGCGGCAGCUCUGUUGUGUCCAUAGCAGAAAAUCCACCCCAGAGGCUGGGUGUGUGUGCCAAGGAGAUGGUGAUCUUCUUUGGCCAUCCCAGAGACCCCUUCCUGUGCUAUGACCCAUACUCGGGGGACAUUUACACAAUGCCAUCGCCUUUGACCAGUUUGGCUCACACUAAGACUGUCACCUCUUCAGCUGUCUGUGUCUCUCCAGACCAUGACAUCUAUCUGGCCGCCCAGCCCAGGAAGGACCUCUGGGUGUAUAAACCAGCCCAGAAUAGUUGGCAGCAACUUGCUGACCGCCUGCUCUGCCGGGAGGGCAUGGAUGUGGCAUACCUCAAUGGCUACAUCUAUAUCCUGGGUGGGCGGGACCCCAUUACUGGAGUGAAACUAAAGGAAGUGGAGUGCUACAGUGUUCAGAGGAACCAGUGGGCCCUAGUGGCCCCUGUACCACAUUCCUUCUAUUCCUUUGAACUCAUAGUGGUGCAGAACUAUCUUUAUGCCGUGAACAGUAAGCGCAUGCUCUGCUAUGAUCCUAGCCAUAAUAUGUGGCUGAACUGUGCUUCUCUUAAACGGAGUGACUUUCAGGAAGCCUGUGUCUUCAACGAUGAGAUCUAUUGCAUCUGUGACAUCCCAGUCAUGAAGGUGUAUAACCCAGCCAGGGGAGAAUGGAGGCGUAUUAGUAAUAUUCCCCUGGACUCGGAGACCCACAACUACCAGAUUGUCAAUCAUGGCCAAAAGUUGCUCCUCAUCACUUCUACAACCCCUCAAUGGAAAAAGAACCGGGUAACUGUGUAUGAAUAUGAUACAAGGGAAGACCAGUGGAUUAAUAUAGGGACCAUGUUAGGUCUUCUACAGUUUGACUCUGGCUUUAUUUGCCUCUGUGCUCGUGUUUAUCCUUCCUGCCUUGAACCUGGUCAGAGUUUCAUCACUGAGGAAGAUGAUGCACGAAGUGAGUCUAGUACUGAAUGGGACUUAGAUGGGUUCAGUGAACUGGACUCUGAGUCAGGAAGUUCAAGUUCUUUUUCUGAUGAUGAAGUCUGGGUACAGGUAGCCCCUCAGCGAAAUGCACAGGAUCAGCAGGGUUCUUUGUAAAUAUUUUGAAAUACUAAGAUGUUUCUAUUGCUAUGAAUAUAUCUUAAAAAGAUGUCCUUUCCUUUUCUGGGGAAAAAAGAAAACUUUGAUUAGGAUUGCAGAUUUGGUUUAGAAAGGGUAAUGUUUGAAUUGCUAAUGUGAUGUUACAAAAUGUAAACAGUCCAUGAAAUCAGCUUUAUAAUAAUUUACUGUGCUGAAAGUCAAGAUUAAAAUAUGCAAAAAAAAAAAAAAAUGAACCAUGUAAUUGAUUAGAAUGCUUGCUGGUUUUUUUCCAUGUUCAAGAAUUUGUUGCACUAGUGAAUAGUUUUCAUUAAUUACACAGUUUAUAUUUUGAUUAUCUAAUUUAGUCUUCUGUUCAUUCUUAAAUUCUGUUUAGUGUUGUGGGGGAAAAGUUAGCUUUUUCAUUUUUUUGUAGAAAAUUGGACUAGAAAUUGUUGGCAGGGUUUCAAAGAUUUAUAUCUUCCUUCUGAAUAAUGAAAGUAGUAGAUUUCCCAAAUUCUCACAUAGUCAGUUUUUAGUAUUCUAAGUUUAGUAUAGUUUGUUAAAAUUUGGUUUGGUUUUCUUCUCUUUUGCAAAGACAAACAAUUGGACAUAUAAUUGAGGUUAUUAAAGAGUGAUUUCAUUCUGAUAAUGGACAGAAUGGUCUUAAGCACUCACAAAAAGUAAGAAAAAUCAGGAUUCCACUGACUUAAAAAAUUUUUCCUUUUUAUUUUUGGAAUAUAAAAUGUGUAUUUGCUAAAAUGUGACCAUUUUUCUGUCUUAAAAAGCAUCCAUUCUAGUAGUACCACUAUUUAGACCCUUCUAAACCAAAAACAAUAGAUAACUUGCUGUAUUUUUUCAUCUAUACCUGAUACAUGUUUCACUGAGUCAGAGGAACAGUUGUUUUUUUCACUGGACGUGGGAUUGGGUAAUGUAAAGUUUUAAUCCAUUGGUCAUGCCUUGUCUUAAAAAGUUUAUAUGCUUUCCUACAACAUUUUGGCUGUAUAGUUUUGGUGUUUGUCUUAGAGAUUUCUUUGGCAGGAAGUGAUUUUUGUGAGGUGAUAUGGCUUUGAAGAUAUGUAUAAGCUAAAAACAGUAUUUUAUUGAGAUCAGUAGUAGUUAUUGUGUCUAUCAACUCUAAAAUCAAGUGCCAGAAGAGAACUUUAAAAUUUUAAGCUGUGUAUAAAAUUGUUUUAUGUAGCAUUGAAAUUUUCUGUCAGUUUUGUAAGUCACUGUAAAUGAUUAUCAGCUUGAAGGUAUUUUUAUAUUAAAAGUUGACAAAUAACAUAAGUGGAUGAUGACAUUUGGGGCCAAAAGUAAGAGUAUGUUUCCUCUAAAAUACUUCCCUAAGCAGUGGUGUACCUGGUUAUUUUAUUUAUUUGUAUCUCUCCUAUAUUUCUCUGUGAACCAUGCUCUAGUCUGAUUUUUGUUUUUUUUGUUUUAUGUCACCAUAAUAAGGGAAGAUCUAGAAAUAGAGACUUAGGUUGCACAAAUUUGAUACUGUAAAAUACGAGAACAUAUAGGUGCUUACUUUUUGAGGGUCUGUUAAUACAUAUGGUUGUCACAAUACAUAUACAUGAUAAAUAGUGUAUAUGUACAAAUGCUUAUGGUCUAUAAAUUUUUUUAUACUCACUUAGUUUAUCUUCUUGAAUCAUUGUUCAAUAACAUACUAAUUCCUCUUCUAUAUUUGUUCUCUAGUGACCAAAUGCUGAUAUUUCUUUUCACCCAGGCAGAGUACUGAGGAGUGUAUCCUGGAGAACAGGAUUUUGAAACUAAGAAAAGGGAGGGAGAGAGAAAAUGGUUUAAAAAAGCCAAAUACACAAAUAAUGUUUUCUUAGCCACUUCAGUGGGCCACUGGGAGAAUCUGCAGGAGGUUCCUGUCUAACAUUGUUCAGUGAAAUAAGAUUCUUACUCUAGCGGCAUAUGUUCCUUCAAAACAGCAAACGGUGCUGUAGUUUUUGUUCCAUAGAGGGAUGUCAACAAGCACUGCUCUUAACAUGGAAAACUCUAUCUUAAUUAUAUUUUUUGGCCAACUUUUCUUCAUCAGUAACUUCUUGUUGACAGUUUUUUGUUCUGUAAGAUCGAAAUAGAAACAAGCUGUUCACAACCACAUUAUCCAUCUACAGAAUUAAGGUGUGCAACCAAUUGAUAAGAGACAUUCUCUCAUGUGUCAUUCUCGUCCUCUGAGUUAGGUAUAAGCUAAUUAGUAGUAAAAUAUUGGUUUACAAAGAACUUUUCUUAGAAAAGAUUUUGGUUUCAUAAUAUGUUUGUGAAUUAAGGAUAGAUGUUAACCUUUUUUUUUUUUUUUUAAUAGAUAAGUGAUUUGUACAUGGUUAGUUACAAAUAAAACUGGCACUAGAACCCCAGGCCUUCUGACCUCUUGAUUUAGUUUGUGCUAAAUAUACAAAAUCCUUACUUCUAUAGUGACACAACUAGCAGAGCAGUGUUGAAAUCCCUUCAUCACAGGAAAGCUCCUUUGUCUCGGUUUUCCAAUUAAUCGACACAGAUUUUAGCAAAUGCUUAAUAUAAUGUCAUUUGAUUACUCUUUGUAAAACUUAAGAAUGAUCUUACUUAUUUUUUGUAUCUAUCUGCCUGUAGUCUGAAAAGCUCAGAGAACCCAAAUUAUUUCAAAUAAUUUAAACAUUCAAAUGGUUAGCAUUGGUAUUUUCAAAAGGACAAGGAAAAAAGGGACUAAUUUAGUAAACAGUUUGGGUUUAGUAUUAAAUUUAAAUUAUAAUUUCCUUCUAUAUCCUCUAGUUGAGCAGUG
Messenger RNA from Cervus elaphus (red deer), 5070 nucleotides. RefSeq names its product kelch repeat and BTB domain containing 7 (gene KBTBD7). The record is from RefSeq and is a predicted model, not a curated record. Bases 282 to 2324 code for a protein of 680 amino acids. Gene Ontology annotation, molecular function: protein binding. The transcript has a single exon. NCBI's taxonomy places the organism in Eukaryota, Metazoa, Chordata, Mammalia, Artiodactyla, Cervidae.